UUAUUUUUGAGAGAUAUGUUGUAUAAUUUAACAAAAACAAAAUCAACAACAGCCACGUCGCACGGUGAGAGGUACGCCGUAGGAACUCCCGGUGCCGCCCCCCUCCGUUUUCAUGGCGGAAGCUCCGUCGCUGCUCUUUCUAUGCACCGCCUUACUCAGAGAUGAGAUUGUUCACAGGGGUGACAUUCCACCGGCCGUCUAUGACCUUCCUCCUGACUUGUUGGAUACUCUGGCUUCGCAGCUCCCGCCGUUGGCUUUACAGAAUUUACAUUCUGGAAUGCCAUUUGAGCUCCAGAAUGAGGAUGAAUAUGAUAAUGAUUGUGUUAAGGGUGGGCAGAAGCGUAGAAGGCACUGUAAUUUUAAUUUAGCAUGGAAGAAGAAUUUCAAUUUACGAUGGUCAAAGCUAACUGAUACUAUCCAGCCAGUUGACUGGCAGCAGAUAUAUUGGGAGAGGCACUUGCAAAGUUGCCUAGAUGAAGCAGCAGAAAUAGCCUCCCUACCAUCUUUUUCUAAGUGUAUUGGAGAAAUAGAGACGUCAGAUUCUAUAUUGAAAUUUAUUGCCAGCGAAGGGUCUGCUCAUUUCUGGUGUGCAAAGUAUAGAAAAUUAAGCUAUCAUUGCCAAGAAUUUGGGUGCUAUGCUCUAUGUUUGAGGCUUCAGAGUGUUCUCUGUGUUUCGGAAAUUUGUCAUGUAUUAAGGAGCUGCAAGUUGCAGACUUUGGUGUUAAGGUGGAUCAGAUUCCAGGGGCAAGUUGAUGGAUUAUGCAAACUCCUAAAUCAAAACAGGGAAACUUUAACUUCUCUUGAACUCAUUCAUUGCAAGCUAUCUUCAACUUCUGUUAAUUCAAUUUGUGAUGCUCUAAUCCAUAAUAGAAAAACACAUGAUAUACUGCACUUCUCAAUCAAUGCAUCAUACUUUGAUGAAGCUGACCCUGUCGCACUGCCAUCGGGACUGGUAUCAUUUUUUUCAUCGGGAAGGUACUUAUAUUCUUUCAAACUAUGUGAGAACAACCUGGGUAAAAACUUUGGAAAACUCGUCUUUCACACUCUUCUCGAUGCUUCAUCUUGUUUGUCUGUCCUUGAUCUUUCAGAAAAUAAUAUGGCAGGAUGGCUCUCCAAUUUUAAUAGGAGAUCUUUGACUGGCAUUCAGGCGUUUUCCAUGGUUGGAAAAUCCUUGCAAUCAUUGCGUAUACUCAAUUUAAGGGGAAAUGAGCUAAGGAAAGAUGAUGCAGAUAACCUAAGAUAUGCUUUGGCUCAUAUUCCAAACUUGGAGUUCCUGGAUAUAAGUGAUAAUCCUAUUGAGGAUGAUGGAAUCAGGAAUUUAAUCCCCUAUUUUAUUGAAGCUUCUGAAAGGAGCUUUCCCUUUGCUGAUCUGAAUUUAGAGAACUGUGAGCUUUCCUGUGAUGGAGUCACACAACUCUUGAAUGUGCUGUCAACUUUGAGGAAACCACUUAGGUCACUUUCUGUUGCAGAUAAUAGCCUUGGAAGCUCGGUAGCAGGAGCCUUGGGCGUUUUCAUGAGGAAAUCAAUUCAAGUACUGAAUGUUGAAGGCAUUGGCUUGGGUACAUGCGGGUUUAAGGAUUUAAUUGAAGGAGUAGCUGAAGGGUCAAAUAUUGUGAACAUCAACAUAAGCAAAAAUCGUGGUGGGAUAGAGAUAGCAACAUUUUUGUUGAAGCUUUUGUCUGGGGCAUCAGAUCUUGUCUCUGUCAAUGCAUCUUACAAUCUAAUGCCCGUUGAAUCCUUAGACAUCAUACGUUCUGCCCUGAAAAUUGCUAAAGAAAGAGACAAACCCAAGCCGUGAAGAAGGAUAGGAAACAAAAGUCAGAGACAACUAGGAAAGAAGGAAAGAUUGAGAAAAAGUGACAAAGAAGUGAAAGCUCAAGUAGAAGCAGAAGCAGCCUCAUGGAGGCAAACCUGGCAACUUAAACAAUUGGAGGCCUAUGGAGGCGACAAGGAGAUAUAGCGUGAGCAGAGGCCACAAAGGACACAACGGGACAAGGAGAGUUGUGCAAUGGUGAGUGUGGCACAGCGGUGAGAGCUGUCCCUGAUAGCAGUAGCUACAAAUAGUCAUGAACACAACUCGAACCUACGAGCAUAAUGGUGCACAGCCACUUGGGAAGAUGAGCAAGGAGGAGAGGCCAUUAAAUGUGAGAGUGCUGUUGGCUGGGUUUAAGAACGUAGCUUUUAAGCUUUGAGAUGUAUGAAAGAUAUUUUACUUUUACUUUUCUUUUGUCGAGUAGUGAAUAGUAAGUUUUAUACAAAAGUACUCCACUCAUAGAUCCUAAAGAAUUUGCAAUUAACCUAAUCUGAAAAAAGAAAGAGAAAUUACAACCAUGAAAGUAUACAAGAAAAUAGAUAAUAUCCCAAAAUUUCCAACUUAGAUUUUCACCAA
Molecule: messenger RNA, 2389 nt
Organism: Benincasa hispida (wax gourd)
Lineage: Eukaryota; Viridiplantae; Streptophyta; Magnoliopsida; Cucurbitales; Cucurbitaceae
Product: RNI-like superfamily protein
Molecular function (GO): protein binding
Source: RefSeq, a predicted model, not a curated record